Lepus europaeus (European hare) is the source of this 5095-nucleotide messenger RNA. Its product is annotated as stearoyl-CoA desaturase. The record is from RefSeq and is a predicted model, not a curated record. The transcript is spliced from 6 exons. Gene Ontology annotation, biological process: response to fatty acid; unsaturated fatty acid biosynthetic process. Bases 367 to 1503 code for a protein of 378 amino acids. NCBI's taxonomy places the organism in Eukaryota, Metazoa, Chordata, Mammalia, Lagomorpha, Leporidae. Gene Ontology annotation, molecular function: stearoyl-CoA 9-desaturase activity; iron ion binding; palmitoyl-CoA 9-desaturase activity. Gene Ontology annotation, cellular component: endoplasmic reticulum membrane.
CGCCUCAGCUUUCUGUCUCCUCCCUUGUCCCGCCCUCACCUUCACGUGAGGCUGCCUGGGCCAGCCAGUUCUGUGCACCUUGACCCUCGUUGGCAGCUCAUACAAGGUGUCUGAGGAAAUCGCGACAGGGUCACCCACUGCCAGCUCUGGCCUUUAAAUCCCCAGCGCAGGGAGAUCCACGCACAGCAGGGUUGGGCCCAGCCACCACCGCGCGUGCCAGGCAGAGAAGGGUUCCGAGUGCAUUGCUGCGAAUUCUGCGCACGAGCGGGCUGCAGAACAGAAGUCUACUUCUGUCCUGACAGGGGUCCCGAACUCAGCUCUGCAGUCUCAGCCUUGGGGAAGUGAGCCCAGCACCUGAGAGCCAAGAUGCCGGCCCACUUGCUGCAGGAGAAGGUGAGCUCCCAAGCGAUGGUCCCACACCCUGGCUGGGAUAGAGCCUCCAGCGGACUGGUCUCUGGCUCCUACACCCCCACCACCACCGUCACCGCACCCCACUCCAGGCUCCUGCAGAGUGGAGAGGGCAAGUUGGAGAAGACGCCCCUGCCGGCGGAAGAAGACAUCCGCCCUGAAAUAAAAGACGACAUCUACGACCCCAGCUACCAGGACGAGGAGGGCCCCAGGCCCAAGCUGGAGUUCGUCUGGAGGAACGUCAUCCUCAUGGCUCUGCUGCACGUGGGAGCCCUGUACGGGAUCACCCUGGUUCCCACCUGCAAGUUCCGCACCUGGCUCUGGGCGUUUAGCUACUAUGUGAUUAGUGUUGUGGGCAUCACAGCAGGAGCGCAUCGCCUGUGGAGCCACCGAACUUACAAAGCUCGGCUGCCCCUGCGGCUCUUCCUCAUCAUUGCUGACACCAUGGCCUUCCAGAACGAUGUGUUUGAAUGGGCCCGAGACCACCGUGCCCACCACAAGUUCUCAGAAACCGACGCGGAUCCUCACAAUUCCCGCCGUGGCUUUUUCUUCUCGCACGUGGGCUGGCUGCUUGUGCGCAAACACCCUGCGGUCAAGCAGAAGGGCGCUCUGCUGGACUUGUCAGACCUCAAAGCUGAGAAACUGGUGAUGUUCCAGAGGCGCUACUACAAACCCGCUGUCCUGUUGAUGUGCUUCAUCCUGCCCACACUCGUGCCCUGGUAUUUCUGGGGUGAAACUCUGCAACACAGCUUGUAUGUGGCCACUUUCCUGCGUUAUGCUGUAGUGCUCAAUGUCACCUGGCUGGUGAACAGUGCUGCCCACAUGUAUGGAUAUCGCCCGUAUGACAAGAACAUUGAUCCCCGAGAGAAUGUACUGGUUUCUCUGGGAGCUGUGGGUGAGGGCUUCCACAACUACCACCACUCCUUUCCCUACGACUACUCCGCCAGUGAGUAUCGCUGGCACGUCAACUUUACCACAUUCUUCAUCGACUGCAUGGCUGCCCUGGGGCUGGCUUAUGACCGGAAGAGAGCAUCCAAGGCCACCAUCUUGGCCAGGAUGAAAAGGACUGGAGACGGAAGCCACAAGAGUGGCUGAAUUUUUAUUUCCUCAGCUUUGUUUUCCAAAAGCCAACUUGGCAGAGUUCUGAUGACAUGUUUAUUAAUUACUGGAUAAUGCUCCCAGGAUCCUAAAGAUGAUGACCUUAACAUAUUCCAGUACAAUAUUCUUUUAAAAUGAAAAAGUUUUAAAAGACAACUACACCAUUUGAUGCUAAGCUUAUACUCUUAUGUCUCAUCUUCUCUCUCUUCUAUUCACAUUAUUCUUUACUUUGUUCCUGUCACCUUCCUUUCUCUUCUCCCUAAUUGCUUCCCAGGAAGCAAAUGGUCAGUCACUGGUUGGUGUCCAUCUUUCAAAGUCUAAACAAUCUUUCCAGAGUCUAAAUGUAAUGGUCUUUGCCCAAGUACCUAAUUUACUUGAGCUGUCUCAGCUUAUAUACAGGUAGCUAGAGCUAAAGAUACAACAAAAUCUCCUGCAAAUUCCCAUGUUAAUUAUCUUCAGUUGGGCUUUGCUAGAUGGAAUCAAAAAAUAAUGUUGUUGGACAGGAAGUUUCUGAUUCAGGUAAAUUUUCAUUAGAGAAGUUAGCUCUCAUGGCAUAAGUUUAAGUAAGUAUGGAGUUGGGUGGGAAACCAGGCAACAGGAAGGUUGUGCUAUGAUGAGACUCACAGAUAUCUAAUUAGUGAGGGCUGAGGACCCUUCCACACAACAUAGGACUUUCUCUGUUGACUCUGAGUAGAGAGUGGCCAUGAAGAUUGGCUGUUCCCUUAUCCAAGAUGGCUAUAGCCUUUAGAAAAAUCUAAAAUUUAGUAGGCACAGUUGAGUGAAGCAUAAAGAGAAAUGUAUAUAUUUUUGCCUAGAACAUGGAACUAUUUUUUUAAGGGUAUUUUCCUCUGAAAGGAAUGUUGGAAUAACCAUAAAGCGGGAAGAAUUUGGUGGGUUGUCUGUGCUUCCUCCACCCCUGCCUUACUUCUGGGCAUGAGAUGGAGAAGUUGAUGAUCAGGGUCUACAGAAAGCUCUUAAGACAUAACUUUCCAAAGGAAGGUUUUUGAAAUCACAUGGCCAGGGGAUCAAGAGAUUACCAUAAGUGAGUUAUUGGAUGUUGUGAUGAAAUAAGUUCAAUGGUAGAUCCAUUCAUUAGUAUCAAUUUCUCUUUGGAAUGAGUAAAAACUAGAAGGCUGUUCUUCAUUGUAUUGGACACCUUCACUCAUUCUUCACUCUGUUAAGCCCUAACCUAAGCUAUAGCACUUGCUAGGGAAUGAGGUAGGAAUCUAUUACCCAUGCCAAUUCUUGAUUCCAGGCUCUUGUCCAUCCUGUUUUCCCUACUAGUUCUGUCUCUUCCUUGACAUAUCUCUGUGGCCAGGCAGCCUCCUUGCAUGUGUUCAGAGGCAGUGACAACUGUUGUCCAGGCAACUCCUCCUGCAGACACAGUGCUUAGGGACCCCGGACCUCUUUUUCUCUUUAGCAAGAACAGCUGCUCCACUUUUCUGUGCCUCUAGAGGCCUUGUACCUCCUCUCUCUGCCACACUGAUGGCUCUGGACAAGGCUGGCAAAGCCUCCCAGAACUAUCCCUGGCUCUGAGAGGCUCACUGUCAAGAUACACGGCCAAGCCAAAUGCUCAUGCUUUUCCAAUGAACCUGCCAUGAAGCCAAGGAGGGUUUGUGUCUGGUCAGAGCAGAGAGCACAUUGAGUGCCCCCUCUUUGCUCAGUCAGGUGGCCCCACUGAGCAGGGCUCCCAGCUGACAGAGCAAUGCUUGUAGAAGGAGGAGGAUGCCUAGUCCUUGCAAGGAAGCACAAGCAGCAAGGCCCAGUUCCCAAGUGCCUCACUUUCAAGGAAGACCCUGAUCCUGGAGCAGGCUAUGCUGCACAGCUUUGGCUGAGACAUGAGAGCAGAGAUGCCAAGAACUUUGUGGUGGAAUCCCUGUUCAGCAAAUUAACCAGUAUUCCCUACGACCCAGCCUAGGGCAGACAAUAGUAUAGAAGAGUCUGGAAAAAAACACAACCUAGUGUUUGAGAUCCUUGGACUCCUGUCCUAGUCCCUUAGUCAUCAAUGCAGAAGCUAGGCUUUGCUCUAUUAAGAUUGAAAGUGUACCACACCACUUGCUAUGUCCACUGUUAAGUCCCAUGGUGGGAGGGAGGAGAGCCUUUCUUCUUGGAUUAAUUUGAUGGAGGCUACAGGGAACAGCCUGGAUGAGGGGCAUCCUGGUCUUCAGAGGUGUUCACCUCAGAAGAGAAUCCAAUGGAAAAUCUCUGUCAUUUGCUGACCUGUGUGCCUAAUCCUGGAAGAAGUCAAUGGGGUAGUUUAAUUCUCCAGGUUAUCAGAUGCCUGCUUUAUAAUAUUAUAGUACAUCAGAAAGUUCAUGGAAAAUGAAUAUUAGGAAAAUUUAUGCAUGGAUAUCAAUUUUUUGCACCAAAAUAAAGUUACCCUUUUUAUUCCAUUUCCCCUUGAACUUUUUGAAGUACCCUUGUAUGUGAAUAAUGGAAUCAGCUUUCUCUUCAAAUCAUUGCAAUGGAUCAGCUGUGUGCCAUGAUCCCACACAAGGCUGGAUGGAGACCUCAGGCUCAUGGAUUGUGGGUACUUAGAUCUGGGUGUGUCUGCUGAGUAAGGAACACUGUUGUCAAGAUUCUAAAGCUCAAUUCAAGCACACAUUAACGAGAAACUCUCAUCUGCCCAAGAGUCUGAAUUUCUUACUAUCCUAUGUUGUGGAUGUGCUGACAACCAUUCCAGUGCCUUACAUCUUUUCUAAAAUAUGCUGCUUAUGACCUUGCCCUUACUCCCUUAGUGGAGACCCUUUGUACCUGUCAGCCUACAAAUGUGGCAGGUAGAGAAAGGGCCCUGACUGGAGGAUGAUCAUUGCAGUUAUUCACAGAAUUCCCUUCUGGGUUUCAUUGUGGAAAUCAUAGAGUUCUUUUCUUAAAUGCUCACAUUUGGUGGAUGGUGGAACUAAUUUGAAUAUAUAUGAUUUAUAACCUUUUUAUAUUAAAAGAUGGUUUUAGCAUCUAAAAAGGAAAACUUUCUCUUUUGCUUGAUAGUAUCCUGAAUGUGUUCUGCAUAAAUUUAGCUCAGAUGUGUCAGCAUGGAAGAGAAGAAAGCAAGGUGGUAGCUGAGGCCAGGACCUCUCUCCCUACCAAGCCACUGAUUUCUCAUUGACCCUGGGCAAGUCAUUUAACUAUGCUCCUCAGCUUUCCUUCUGUUAAGAGGGGCAUAAUAAUGCUGACUCACCACAAAGAGCAGUUCUAAUGCUUUGUGGCAUGACUAAUGCUUGUGUAAAACAUCGUGGGAUCCCUGAGCAGAGGAAUUCUCAAGUCUUGAACAUUUUUAUAGUAGCUGUGUCCACUACAAAUUUGAUCGGUCCAUGCAUCCCAGAUGCUAUCAUUAGUUUACAAGGUUCUCUCAAGAGGCUGAAUGAUUCCAUUUGACAAAUGGUAGCCAACUAAACAGAAAAAUUCUGAGAAUGCAUCCUCAUUGCCAUGAAAACAAGUGUGGACACUUUUUCCUUGCUUGGAUGGAUCUUCCCCUCUUCAAGAGGGAUAAGAGUUAUUUGUGACCUAAGAAUACUUUUGCAGUAACUUUUAUUCUUAGCAACUCUGAGGCUAGUUGUACUGAUCUGACACUGUGUUGGUUCACAAUAAA